CAUUUCAAUACUGGUGAGCUUUCAAAUAAAAUUAACAGGAUGGCCGCAAAGCAUUUCGCAGCGGUCGUCAUGUUUUUAAUUGUGUGUCAGGAUUUGGCUAUAGCAAAUCCAGGAGAUGAUUUUGACCUUGUGAUUUUGUUUGAAUCAUCUGAUGAUUCUCGAUCUACGAAUUUUGUUGAGGAAAAGCGAUUUCUUUCACGGCUUGUACGGCAGAUGUUUCCAAGCAACAACAGGAUCGCUUUGUAUACAUUUGGCAAAAGUACAUAUAGUCAGUUUUCUCUAGAUAUGUAUUCUACUCCACAGGACAUUCUUCAGGCAAUUCAGUAUAUGUGGUUUAGCACCGGAAAUGGGGCUUUGGCACCCGCAAUUAAUUUUACCAUAGCGGAUGCCUUUCAGUCAACUGGCGGUGACAGAGAAUGUACUGCAAACUCAAUGUUGAUUGUUACUCACUCGGCAAUCAUUGACAGCGAUCAGGCAUUAACGCUUGCCGAACAGCUCGUGGACAAAAUGGUCACGACGUUCAUUUUGAAUAUGGCAGGACCAUCUGCUAAUCUCAACUUUGAGACACUAACAAACGAUUCCUCUCGAGUAAUCGACAUUGCAAAUUGGACAGUGUUGCAGAAUAUGUCACUUUCAGUCGCCAACUCAUUAAAAUCAGAUGUCGGAAGUACUGACUGUGGCCGUCUGACACAGUGGCAGCCUUGGACAGGAUGCAGUAGAACUUGCGGAUAUGGAUUUACGUUUCGAACACGUCAAUGUCAGAAGGAAAAUCCAUCCGAUAAAGAUUGCAUGGGGGAUUUUUCAGAAAAUAAACCAUGCUUUCUUACCGCUUGUACAGAUCCUAUAGACGGCAACUGGGCGUUUUGGGGAAAUUGGGGUUCUUGUUCAAAAACAUGUGGCACAGGUUUACAGCAGCGAGCCCGCUCUUGCACUCUGCCAGCGCCCGCUAAUGGCGGUAAAGCCUGUCCCGGAAACAAUACGCAGACAAAAACUUGUGCCGACUACGAUUGCCCAAAUUGCAAUGCCCCGUGUCCGCCUGGAGCCCACAGGUCACAAGACUGCAAAAUCUGCGAAUGUUCAAGUCUGACACUCAAUGGAAAAGUAAUGGAUGACAACAGCGAAAUUGUACAGAAUGCUAGCAUAUUCUUAGAAUCUAGCAAAUAUAGCCCGCUUGCGACAACGGAUGAGUUUGGUUUGUUUCAAAUAAGUGGUGUUUGCUUGAUGAACGAGCGCGUGUUCAUAUCGGCUGAACACUGUGCUGAUGCCCAUAUUACUCCAAAAGAAGUCAACGCAACGCACUGGACGCUACCAGAUUUCAAACUUGAUGCUUAUGUUCCACCUACACUCACAGUUGAACCUGAAGAUAAAAUUCGAAUGGUAGGACAAAGUCUUAGUCUUUGUUGCAGUGGAAUUGGAAAGCCGAAGCCGACCGUUUUCAAAUGGUACAAAAAUGGCAUUGAAAUAGAGGACGCAGGCCUAAACGGUACAUUGUAUUUUCAUACAACUCUAACAAAAGGAGACUCUGGAACGUACAAAUGCUCAACAGAAACAGAAGCUGGGAUCACAGAAUCUAGAGAGGCGGAUGUCGAGAUCAAAGACAGCGGAAGUAGUGAUACCUGCGGAUCUCCAGUUUCCCAACUGGAAACGCUUCCAUCAGGAUGUUUUGUAGCUGGAGAUGUUAACAGGGAUAACACAGUUGACAUAGGAACAUGCGGCAAAUUACCUUGUAUAAGGUCAUCAUUGCACGAUAACGGCUCGUGCAGCGAUUACUGGCCGCACCACUGUUGUGAUGUCAAAAUAGUUGAAUCGAUAGGAAUUGACUGUGUUACAUUUAAUUACACAAUUUCCCGUGUAAAAUCUUGCGAAUGUAAACCAUGCAUGUUCAAAACGGUAUUAUCUGGAAGGGCAUUUGGACGGCAAAAUGAUACAGACGUUCCGUUACGACUGGGCGACAUCAUCAUCAACGGAAAAAAGUUUGCAACGACUAAUAUGGGUGGAUUUUUUAAAAUGGAUUUCCCUAAAGGCAUCAGGCGAGUUGUUGCUACUUUUCAUGAUCCAAUUUUCAAGAAGUUCACAGAUGUUACAAAAGUUAUAGAAGUGAAUGAAGGGUCUGAUACCUUUGCUACGAUUGUUGUACCCUUAAAACCCGUGCCAAUACCCUUUGCGUCAAAUAACGGCACUGAGAUAAACCUUGGUGGUAAUAAACACACCCCACCAGCUGCAAAACUGUCAAUACAGCCGGACUCUAUUGUUACAGCAGACGGUAAAACCUUUAACGGAAACGUUAAGGCGUCGCUACAUUUCAUGGACCCCAGAAACCGUGAUGAUAUGGAUGCUGCAAACGGCAACUUUGAAAGUGAGGGUCCAGAUGGUAGCAAGGUUCCUUUAAGUACCUUUGGAAUGUUUAAGUUUGACAUGACUGAUGACAAUGGAACAGAUCUUACUGUAAAUAAACCUCUGAAAUUUUCGCUCGACGCGUCAUUAUUCGAUGUGCCAUUAGACGAAAAUGGCGAACCACAACUAUCAGUAUGGAAUUAUGACCAGAACAAAGGAACCUGGGUUGAAAUUGCAAAAAUGAAAAAGAAUCCAGUGGUUACAGGAAGAAAACUAUUAGCAGCUUCGGAAACAUAUAUCGUUGACUACCGUCAACCAGUUAUACCAAUACUUGACCAGUAUAAUCAAAGAACUGUUACCAAUCAAAUAAUAACUGGCUAUACGAACUGUGAUCAUAGUGUACCAAUAUAUGGGUACAAGACAGUCACCAUUAGGGAACCAAAAGCGGGAGCAUGCUUCGUUAGUGUGUCUGUCUAUAAAGAUCUGACUCUCAAACAAACAUAUGAUGCAGGCGAUAUAGAAAUAAAAACUUAUGUACAAAAUCCUGGAAGCACGUCUUACAUUGGAACAUCAUCAAUAAAAGUCCUUAGAAACGGGCAUGCAUGCAUACCAACGCUUUGUCAAAAGAACGUUUACAUACACGUUGUAAGAAAUUCUAAAGAACGACUUUAUCCAGGCAAACAUUACCUGCCACACCCGGGUUACAUCACGCAAACGAAGGACAACGAAAUUUUGUUUGUCUCAAACGACGUUGGUUCUCAUUUUGACAAAUCGUCACCUUUGUAUACACCUAAUACAUUGUUCAAGGGUCCAAUGUUCCAGCUAGCUGACAAGUUCAGCUGCUCACGAUUGACUGCAUUAGACAACCAUUUUACAUUUAAGUUUGCACCGUUUACGAAAACUCCGACUCUCAACACUGUUGCUGGAAUAGGAAACUAUGAUGCUAAAAAGGCUUGGUAUCCCGUUUCUCCUGCAUCUGUGACGUUUCGUAGCUGUUUUAUGAAAUUACGGGUGAAGGUAACUGAUGCCGCUGAUUUGAGGAUAAUUGCAACAAGUUUUAUACAAGAUACAAAGGGAGAUCAGUUUGGAUCAUACGAUGUUGGGCCUAUUCCAGAUCCAAGAAAAGAUGAUAUCACAAUGCGCGGUGCUUGUUUUGAAUUCAGAUGUCCCGGAUUGAUCAAUGAUGGAAACAAUUUCUACAUGAAUUACUCUACAGCCGUUAAAGUUCAACUUCUUAGUAGCAGCAAUUUCAAGUGUCAAAUGAGAGAGGUCAAAAACGGACUUAACGUGCAGCCUAUUCAAGAUCCCACAAAAGGAGAUAUCGGUCUGAUUUUCACAGCAGAACCAGGCAAUAACUACGGAUCUAAAUACGGAGUAUUUGUUGAAGACAAAACCCCAAAAGAAACCGAGCAAUUUUGUAACAGCGGCGUUAACUUCGGACGUAACCUUGAUGGCAUGAUGAACCCGUUUUCAAAUGCUGCAGCUUUUUUUGAUUGCACAAAAUAAUAAUAAUUCAUAAUGAUAUAGAAAUUAUUUCGCACUUGAUCUAUUAACUUUCUUGACACACACAUAUAUAUA
Messenger RNA from Mya arenaria, 3912 nucleotides. Its product is annotated as cartilage intermediate layer protein 1-like. The record is from RefSeq and is a predicted model, not a curated record. The coding region runs from base 40 to 3840 and encodes 1266 amino acids. The transcript is spliced from 10 exons. Lineage: Eukaryota; Metazoa; Mollusca; Bivalvia; Myida; Myidae.